UGCCGGGAGGAAGCGCGCAGAAUCGGGAGGCGCUGGCCGCGGGGACCCCUUCCCGACCCCAGCAGUAGAAUUGCAACCUUGCCAAUGGACCUGAUUGGUUUCGGUUAUGCGGCCCUUGUGACAUUUGGAAGCAUCUUGGGAUAUAAGCGGAGAGGCGGUGUUCCAUCUUUGAUCGCUGGUCUUUUUAUUGGAUUUUUGGCUGGCUAUGGAGCCUACCGUGUCUCCAAUGACAAGCGAGAUGUCAAACUGUCACUGUUUACAGCUUUCUUCCUGGCCACCAUAAUGGGUGUGAGGUAUAAGAGAUCGAAGAAAAUCAUGCCGGCUGGGCUGGUUGCAGGUUUAAGCCUCAUGAUGAUUCUGAGACUUGUCUUAUUGCUGCUCUGAGAAUCCAAAGGAACUGAAGACUAAAUUCAUGUGAUUCUACAGGCAGAGCAUACACUUUGUAUUUAAAAGAUAAGCUUCAACGUGGAAUGUUAAGUGUCUUAUUUUACGUUAGAAACAACAGAAAUGCUCCAAAAUGAACACGAGUUUGAGGGAUUUUUUUUAAACCAAAAACUCAGCUGUUUUCUACUUGUCAGAUAAUGAUUUUGUUAAAGAUAUUUAAUAAAUCAUUAUACACGCUUUCAUUUACUGUGUCUACUUUUAUAUAUGUGAAGUUUUUUUUUUUUUGACAAUUCCAAAUACUCAUGUCUGAUGUUUAAAUUAAACUAUAAGUUCCCAGAUAAUGGAAUGCCAGAAGUGAACUUUACAAAAUGCUGAUGUAGCUGCUUGUCAUUUGUGUGAUAUUAGAAAUUAUAGUUCUUCCAUUUUAAUUUUAUUGCUGCCAGUGUUAUUUUUCCC
Molecule: messenger RNA, 840 nt
Organism: Odobenus rosmarus divergens (Pacific walrus)
Lineage: Eukaryota; Metazoa; Chordata; Mammalia; Carnivora; Odobenidae
Gene: TMEM14A
Product: transmembrane protein 14A
Exons: 5
Coding region: 85-384 (99 amino acids)
Biological process (GO): regulation of heme biosynthetic process
Cellular component (GO): mitochondrial membrane
Source: RefSeq, a predicted model, not a curated record